CUGAUCUCUCAUGAGAAAAGCCAGAUUCAAACAUCAACGUUACAUUGCAACCACCCAAAACUCACAACAAUGUCGACAGUAGCAGAAGUACAGGCUGAUAACCAGCCUAAGAGCGCCAGCGAUGAUCCUCUUGUCUGGAUUGACUGCGAGAUGACUGGCCUGGAUCAAGACAACGACGAAAUCAUCGAGAUCUACUGUAUUAUCACCACAGGAAACCUCGAGAUUCUUGAUGAGGAGGGGUUCCACGCCAUCAUCCACUUCCCCCAGUCCCGUCUUGACCAGAUGGACGAAUGGUGCACAAAGACACACGCAGACUCUGGCCUCACCGCUGCUGUUCUCGAAUCCACAACUACUCCGGAGCAAGCCGCAGACGCUCUGUAUGAGUACAUAACACGCUUCAUCCCUGAGCGCAAACGUGGUCUUCUUGCGGGUAACAGCGUGCAUUGCGAUAGGGCGUUUCUGCGACGUGAACCCUACAAGCGGGUCAUGAGACAUCUGCAUCACAGAAUUCUUGACGUGAGUUCUAUCAAGGAGGCUGCAAGACGCUGGGCAGCCAAGAGGAUUGUGAAUAAGGUUCCCAAUAAGAAGGGUCUGCACAAGGCGAGGGAUGACAUUCUGGAGAGCAUUGAGGAGGCUAGAUACUAUAGGGAGGUCAUCUUCAGGCCGACGUUUGACGCUGUGCCUGCCAAGAACAAACCCAACAAAGGGAAAUAAUGGCUUAAUCAUAGCCUUUCAUUGGAAAAGGUGGGUUAUAGAUUGGCCAAUGCUCCUCAUGUCGAUGUGACUUUUCGAGGUGUCAUGAUUGAGCUCUUCAGCCAUGCACUCUUCCAUGACAUGAUCAGAGCAAUACUCGAGUUCAUAACUGACAGAUCAAAUACUCUUUUUGAAUGUGUCUAACAUUUUGAGUACCCAAUGGGGCACCAAUUACUUAUUUUCGGGUUUUACUCUUGGUUCUUCUCGUUAAGUCAUAGCC
Molecule: messenger RNA, 973 nt
Organism: Fusarium oxysporum Fo47
Lineage: Eukaryota; Fungi; Ascomycota; Sordariomycetes; Hypocreales; Nectriaceae
Product: ribonuclease H-like domain-containing protein
Exons: 2
Coding region: 70-714 (214 amino acids)
Cellular component (GO): mitochondrion
Molecular function (GO): 3'-5'-RNA exonuclease activity; nucleic acid binding
Source: RefSeq, a predicted model, not a curated record